CUUUAAAAUCUUUUCAUACAAAUUUUAGGCUACGAUGGGACGGACAUAUUUAAAAAUCCCUAAAAAUAUCUUACACUGCAUAAAUAUGGUAAUAUAAAAUUCGGCUUCAUUGAGCGUUGUGUAGAGGAAAGAAGCUUUACGAAGUCUCUCAUAGAUCCGGGCCUGGCUACUACCACAGAAACGUAGUAAUUUAAUUAAAAUAAUUUUCUGAUUAUCAAUAGUGUUCUAUUUAAUUAUUGCGGAUUAAUUUAUUAAUAAUUUAAUGAAAGUUAUGAUUGGCAGGAUAUGGUACUCAAUCUCCAGCGAGAAUGCAUGAGAACAACGAACUCUGUAACCCAUAAAUUAACGAAGAUGAACAACCACAAAGACGAGCUAACGAAAAGAUACUGGUUAAUAAAAAGAGAGAGUAAGGCACAGAGAAAUUCAGGCGACGGGCAGCUUACCAUCAUGGUGAAUGCCAGUCAAGACGCCAUCAAGCGUCUAGAGCAAGUAAAAGAGAAGAUGAAUAAAAUAAUGCAAAUGGCCGAAAUCUGUCGCAAAUACGAACAUCUGACUGAUGACUCUUUACUUAAAGACGUAGACACGAAUGGGGCUCCUGUAGAUUUUGAAAACUUAGAUGGAGCUAUGAUCAAAGAAUGUAAAGAAUAUAGCAAAAUGGACAAGUUCUUGUUGAAGAUGAAUCGUGUUAGGGUCCAAACUAUAUGUCUGAAGGCAGAAAAGGCUAAAUUGGCGAAAGAAAACGUUCAGCUGAAGUUGUACAUCAAACGGUACCUCACUGAACUGGCACUACGCGGUAAUAAAAGCCGUCCCCAGAGCAUGCAGAUACAAUCAGAGUUGCAGAAAAUAGAUGUCAAUGGGAAAACUAUGUACGUAAUGUUAGUCUCACGAAAUAAGUGUCUCGGAUCACAAUGUUUUCAUUUUUAUUGCAAAUGAAUAAGUUAUGCCGUGAGACUUCUUUCGUGAGACAGAUUUUACCUUAAGAAUUAAAUUCGUAAUAUUCAAUUUCUUCUAGAGCUAUCAUCUGUGUAGGUAAUCUAUUACACGCAUUAUAGGCUGGUCUAUAUACCUAUAUAAACUAGAUAACUGCCUAGGGCGCUCGUAUUAGGUAGGGCGGCGUAUGUAGUCAUGGCUUUAAAAUUAUUGUACAUACAAGAAGCCAUCUUUGCUGUUAUCGAAAGAACAAAAUUAUCAGACUCGCUAGUACCUAUAAACUUCUUGUGUCAUUGGCUCUCUUUACUCGGUGUACCGUACUAAUACCUAUAGACAAAACCUACCAGUCUUUUAUUUUGUUGUGAUUUGCGUAGACGUCGUUCCAGUGUGUUGCUUCAUCAGCCUAAUAAUGCCCCCACCGCUGGGACUCAGGUCUUCCCAAUGGGUGGAAUCGAAUAACGUUUUGGGCGGUGCCAAAUUAAGCCAGAGCGGGGACCGUAGCAAUUCUGACGAUUCGGCUCGCACUGGUGUGUGGCAGUUCAUGUUUCCUCCUUCGGCAUAUUCCAUUAUUUGUAUGUAAAAAUAAUAAAAUAUUAGAUAACAUCACAUACAUUUCUCAGAUUCCAAAAUGAGUAAAUAAAGCUCCCAAACGAAGGUACCACAACACCCAGACCCGAGAAAAUAAGUUCAAUUUCUACAUUGACCCGACCGGAAAUAGAACCCGCGACCUCAGAGUUGGCGACACCUUGAACCCUGCGUGCGAACCGCUCGGCUACGGAGUUAGAUAAAUUAAUAUUGAUCCAAUUUUUUUUAUCAGAAACCGACCAGUGACCUGCAUAGAAGGUGUUCUGUCCAAUGCAGUGCAACAUGAGAAACGGAUGAAGAUUUUAGAAAAGAAAAACAGAGAAAUCGGAACCGUCCGAUCCUACCCUCGAAUGCAAUGCUAUAUGAAAUCUUAGUAUUUUUUUUUUUAUGUGAUAGUAGGCUUUCCUGCAUGUUGACAGGUCGAUUUUAUCUAUUACAGUUAUUAUAUUGAUCAUAGCACUAGCUGUAACCCGCGGCUACGCCCGCGUGGGCCUAGGGUA
Diatraea saccharalis (sugarcane borer) is the source of this 2015-nucleotide messenger RNA. NCBI's taxonomy places the organism in Eukaryota, Metazoa, Arthropoda, Insecta, Lepidoptera, Crambidae. The record is from the annotation of a GenBank genome assembly.